UUAUUUUCUUUAAUAUUUAUUUAAUAUAACACUAAAGUAGUUUAAUAAAACGGUAUUUAGUCUUAAAGUAUUACUCAAUACGCAUAGAGCUAAACGGGUUCGAAAUAAAGUUUGAAACGAACGAACGAUUUAAAAGAAAAAUUGUGGAAAUUUUAAAAUUUAAGUUACAAAAAAGUGAACUAAACUAUUAUUAUGGAUAAAUCACAACCGCCACCAUAUUCACCACCCGGUUUUACACCAGCUCAGGUCUACCAGCCCGGUCAGCCACAACAACCCUUAUAUCCACCUAUGCCACAGCCACAACCGCUACCACAGCAAUCUACUGUUAUCAUACAGACAACAACACGACCAAAUCUAGUGGCCAUUGGUAAUGGACCUACACAUAUCCAGUGUCCAUCAUGUCAUGCUGAAAUUUUAACAACUGUCAAACAUACUGCCAAUUCAAGAACACAUUGCUGGGCCCUGGUUUUAUGUCUGUUUAUUUGCUGGCCUUGCGUUUGUGUACCCUACUGUAUGGAUUCCUGCCAAAGUGCCAAUCAUUAUUGCCCCAAUUGUAAUGCCUACAUUGGAACCUACGAUAACUAAUAUUUAUUUUAUGAUUUUUUUAAAAGCUUUGAUUCCUUAUUAUUAUUUUAUUAGUAUUUAAUAUAAAUUAUUUGUAAUUUAUAUGUUCUUUUUUCCUUAAUGUUAAUUUUUUAAUACAAAAAUAAGCUUAUGCCAAAAAAUUAUGUAAAAAUAAUAAAUUAACAACGAAAUAAAUUUUAUUUCAACAAUUGACGAAACGAA
Molecule: messenger RNA, 786 nt
Organism: Lucilia sericata (common green bottle fly)
Lineage: Eukaryota; Metazoa; Arthropoda; Insecta; Diptera; Calliphoridae
Product: lipopolysaccharide-induced tumor necrosis factor-alpha factor homolog
Exons: 2
Coding region: 193-585 (130 amino acids)
Molecular function (GO): zinc ion binding
Source: RefSeq, a predicted model, not a curated record